Messenger RNA from Zea mays, 1070 nucleotides. RefSeq lists its product as uncharacterized. The record is from RefSeq and is marked validated. Gene Ontology annotation, cellular component: mitochondrial large ribosomal subunit. Lineage: Eukaryota; Viridiplantae; Streptophyta; Magnoliopsida; Poales; Poaceae. The transcript has 6 exons. The coding region runs from base 49 to 783 and encodes 244 amino acids. Gene Ontology annotation, molecular function: structural constituent of ribosome.
CACACCGUUGCGGCGCGGCACCACCUGAACCCGACCACCGCCCACACCAUGUUGUCCCGAUUGCCGGCGACGGUGAGCCUUCUUCGCCGGUCGCUCCGAGAACCGCGCGGCUUCAGCUCCUCUGUGCUGGCUUCAUCUAAGGAAACGGCCGACGGAAAGCUGGUGGCGUCGGUGCUUUUCGAGCGCCUCCCCGUUGUCAUCCCCAAGAUCCACCCCGUUGUCUACGCUUUCCAAGAAUUCUCAUUUCGGUGGAGGCAGCAGUACAGACGGCAAUACCCCGAGGAGGUCCUCGGCAAGGCCGACGCGAGGGGUAAGGGUGAUUAUCAUAUUGAUUAUGUGCCUGCUCCAAGAAUUACCGAGGCUGACAAAACAAAUGACCGGAAGUCUUUACAACGAGCUCUUGAUAAUAAACUUUAUCUCCUGCUGUAUGGCAAUGCUUAUGGGGCUCCUGAUGGAAAGCCUGUAUGGCAUUUUCCAGAAAAAGUAUACGAAAAUGAAGAAACUAUGCGACUGUGUGCAGAGGCUGCAUUAAAAUCUGUUCUUGGGGGACUUGACCAUACAUACUUUGUUGGCAAUGCUCCAAUGGCUCAUAUGGCAGUUGAACAAACAGAUUCAAGUGUUUCAUCAUUCAAGCGUUUCUUUUUCAAGUCACAAGUGGUUGGCACAACGAAAUACCAUGUUGGAAAAUGCAAUGACUUCGCGUGGGUGACCAAGGAUGAGCUGCUGGAGUAUUUUCCUGAGAACAAGGAUUUCUUCAACAAGAUGAUCAUCCACAUUAGAUAAGAUAGCUCUGUAAUCAGGCUAUGGGCUAUCUGAACAAUUAGCAUUUUGUUUCUUGACUGGCGUACAAGUGCAGUGCCACUGUUCUGUCGUCACGAGCAGCAUUGCCGAGGAACCACCAGGGCGGCGGGCAAUUGACACAUGCCCAUUUUGCCUCUUUUUUCUUGGGCUGGUUAUGUUGUGUUUGGCAGUGACAUUUCUGUAGCAUGUUGUCCUCUCUUACCUGCUGUAUGUUCACGUAUUAUCAGUUUGUUGUACACCAUGGGGAAGAAUAAUAAUUAGCAGGGCGA